AUGGCAAUAGUGUUUAAGGUGUUUGAUUGGACCCAAGAAGGUCCAGAUUCAAAUUCAUCAUUAGCCAUGGGAACUCACUUAGCCAGUAAAGGACCAGAAACCCUUUAUGCUGGGCAAAAACUCAAUGAUAAUGAGUGGCACACAGUCCGUGUGGUACGCCGAGGAAAGAGCCUCAAACUUACAGUUGAUGAUGAUGUUGCCGAAGGUACAAUGGUUGGUGACCACACUCGCUUGGAGUUCCACAACAUUGAGACUGGGAUAAUGACAGAGAAGCGUUACAUCUCUGUCAUUCCUUCCAGCUUCAUUGGCCACCUUCAGAGCCUCAUGUUCAAUGGCCUUCUCUACAUUGACUUAUGCAAGAAUGGAGACAUUGACUAUUGUGAAUUGAAAGCCCGAUUUGGGCUCCGUAACAUCAUUGCUGAUCCUGUUACCUUCAAGACCAAGAGCAGCUAUCUGAGCCUAGCAACCUUGCAGGCCUAUACCUCCAUGCAUCUCUUCUUCCAGUUCAAGACAACGUCUGCCGAUGGUUUCAUCCUUUUCAACAGUGGGGAUGGAAAUGAUUUCAUUGCAGUUGAGCUGGUCAAGGGGUAUAUCCAUUAUGUGUUUGACCUUGGAAAUGGACCUAAUGUUAUCAAGGGCAAUAGUGAUCGCCCAUUGAAUGACAACCAGUGGCACAAUGUAGUUAUCACCAGAGACAACAGCAACACCCAUAGCCUAAAAGUGGAUACCAGGGUUGUUACUCAGGUCAUCAAUGGUGCCAAAAACCUUGACCUUAAGGGCGACCUGUACAUUGCUGGACUGGCUCAAGGAAUGUAUAGCAAUCUCCCAAAGCUGGUAGCAUCCAGAGAUGGAUUUCAGGGCUGCCUAGCAUCAGUGGACUUGAAUGGACGUCUACCAGAUCUCAUUAAUGAUGCUCUGCACCGCAGCGGACAGAUUGAGCGGGGAUGUGAAGGACCAAGCACCACCUGUCAAGAAGAUUCCUGCGCCAACCAAGGCAUCUGUAUUCAGCAGUGGGAAGGCUUCACUUGCGAUUGUUCCAUGACAUCAUAUUCUGGAAAUCAGUGCAAUGACCGUGAGUACCACUUUUUACAAUAA
Molecule: messenger RNA, 1095 nt
Organism: Thamnophis elegans (Western terrestrial garter snake)
Lineage: Eukaryota; Metazoa; Chordata; Lepidosauria; Squamata; Natricidae
Product: neurexin-3-like
Exons: 6
Coding region: 1-1095 (364 amino acids)
Source: RefSeq, a predicted model, not a curated record